Procambarus clarkii (red swamp crayfish) is the source of this 2526-nucleotide messenger RNA. Its product is annotated as transcription factor SOX-2. Gene Ontology annotation, biological process: regulation of DNA-templated transcription; cell differentiation; anatomical structure morphogenesis. Lineage: Eukaryota; Metazoa; Arthropoda; Malacostraca; Decapoda; Cambaridae. The record is from RefSeq and is a predicted model, not a curated record. Gene Ontology annotation, molecular function: RNA polymerase II cis-regulatory region sequence-specific DNA binding; DNA-binding transcription factor activity, RNA polymerase II-specific.
GCCAGGGCCCUUGGUCAUACUUCCUCCAGCAUCGCUAGACACACUGUCGCUUCUGUGUCGCCUUACGAGCAGUGAUUACCCCGUAAUUAUCCAGUGUAGAGUGGAUGUGGUGAAGUGAGCAGAGCCUUAAGGUGAUAGUGCGAGCAGUGUGCGCAGACAGCAACUACAGAGCAGUAGAGGAGAACCUUGAAGGCCACAACAGCAGCCUUCACAACCGCCCCCGCCAGCACCCGCCAUGUAUCCCACAAUGAUGGAGUCCAUGCCGGUGUCUUACGCCAGCACAAUGGGUGGUAUGAUGGGGCACUAUUUCGGUGGAGGCAGCGCUGGCAUGGGUGUGGGCGCAGGCGUGGGUCAGAUACCCCCUGCGCAUCACAGUAAUGCCCAUGCCCAGCAGCAGCAGCCGCCUCAGCAGCCCCCGCCACAGCAGGAGGGCAGCCACCCCCACCAGCAGGCACCCCUCACUUCCCACGCGCCGGCCCUCAGCCCUCAGGAGACUCUGACGACGAGUCACGCCCACCUCCGCCAGGCAGCCCUGGUGACGCCCGUGCCCACGCCCUCUCCCGCCGAUUCCACAGCGUCUGGCUGCUCCCCCAGCGGGUCAGCCCAGAAGAAGGAGAACGGUAAAGAUGACCACGUGAAGCGUCCCAUGAACGCCUUCAUGGUGUGGUCUCGCAUGCAGCGCCGCAAGAUAGCGCAGGAGAACCCCAAGAUGCACAACUCCGAGAUCUCCAAACGCCUUGGAGCCGAGUGGAAGACGCUGACGGAGGCUGAGAAGCGUCCUUUCAUCGACGAAGCCAAGCGGCUCCGGGCCCAGCACAUGAAGGAUCACCCCGACUACAAGUACCGCCCCCGCAGGAAGCCCAAGACCCUGAAGAAGGACGGCUACCCCUACAGCAUUCCCUACCCCGCCGUCUCCAUGGAUCCCCUCCGAGGAGGUUUCCCGUCGCAGCUGUCUCCAUACUACUCCGCCAGCGCCGCCGCGGCCAACUACGGGUCCAUCACUGCGGCACACAUGGCCGCCGCAGCUGCCGCCGCCGCCGCCGCUCAACAGCAGUUGACUACCCAGGUCUCUCAGGCCAGCCCCGUCGGCUACGGCUACGAUGCCUCGAAGUACACCAGCUACAUGAGCGGCUCUUCAGGCUACCCUAUGAGCAUGUACGGAUCCGCCGUCGGAGCCACGGACCACAAGUACGGCGAUACCAGCAAGGCCGCAGCGGCCGCAGCCGCCGUUGGGGGCUACGAAGCCGCCAAAUCCUACUUGGACAGCAGCAAGUAUCUCUCCGACAAGUACGGCCUGGAGAAACCCACUUCGUAUAUGGAUAAACUGGCCCAAGAGCCCAAGGACACCGAGAUGAAGAGCACGUCCCCUGGAAUCAGCAGCCCGCACCCAGGCGCCAUGGGUGGGUAUAGCUCGGCCGCUCUCAGCAACUACUACAGUCAGGCUGCCAGCACGUCAGCCUUCCAGCCCUCAGCAGCAGCUCUGAGCCAAGGGGUGCCCUCCACCAUGGCCGGCCUCCUGCAGCCCUCACAGGUGGCCACCUACACCAACGCGCAGUACCCGCCUGUGGGAGCCGAUUAUAGGAGGCCGCUGUCAGUAAUCUUCUAAAAAAAAACGCACAACCAAGCGAGUAUAGUCCGGGGGGAAGCCAAAGUGUCAUACCCGGGCCCCAGCCAUAGUAGCCGUCCCCCUUCUGUAAAUACCUAGUCACGGGGGGGCACUCUUGUAAAUAUGUAAAUAUUGCCAUGUUAGACGUCUUUCACUUAUUUAUGCAAGUGCCUGGGUGUUACUGUUGAUCUUGUUGGUUGAAGCUUCACAAGUUCCUGUCCACAGUACAAUUUAAGAGUGUCAGUGACGCGUGUUUGGGUCCCCCCCGGCCCGUGUCGACCGUGACGGGAGAUGUGUUUGUGGAGGCCGCGGAUCCGGAUCCUUGUGGGACAUCCCAAAUACCCGUCUGGACUCCCCCAUACUCUGGGCCAGCAACCGGUUCUCCCCCCCUUCAGCGGGAGCCACUGAGGGCCCACCAGAUGUGUAUUUUUAAGGCUCUUGGAAGGAAGUGGAAUGUUCCUAAGUCCAGUAUAUAGACUGCUUUUGGUUGUUUGAUGUUAUAUGUAAUAUUGUUGCAUGGUUGGUGAUGAGAGCCAGUAAUAUAGCGCUCCCUCUGCCCAGUAAUGUUCCUAAGCUCGCACGGUGUUCAACGCGGCAGAUGGUUGUGCCGGAUGCCUCAGCGGCAGAUGGUGGUUGCAACCACUUGCAUAACAGGUGGUGGUUGCAACCGCUUUCACAACAGGUGGUGGUGGUGGUGGUGGUAGUACUUGACACCUGUAUAGCAUAAUGGGAGUGCCAAUUUCUUGUUCGGCGAGUGGUGGUGCCAGCCGCGUGAACAACAGGUGGUGGUGCCAGCCAGCUGUACGGCAUCCUAUACGACUUGUGGUAGUGCCAACCAGCUGCGAGGCGUCGGGCACCCGCAGAAGAUAGUGCCAGGUUCUCUAUUGUAACUGUAUAUUCAAUAAACUUAAUAAAAAUGA